GAAUCUGCUCUCCGACUCAAAGCGCUAGCAGGCUACAAAUGGCGCUGCUCUUCCGCGGCUUCCUUCCCAUGAUCGCCAGAACACCACCAUAGCUUCCUUCCUCUUCGAUAAUCGAUACAAUUAUCUCCCAUCAGUGUCACAGUAAUGACGCCUACUCUCGGGAGAAGGAGCAGAAGCGUGGUCCUGGGCUGCGGCCUCGCCGUUGCGAUCCUCGCCCUGGGCUGCCUGCCGUCCGGCGGCUUCGCCAUGGGCUUGCCACGGCCGCAGCCGAACCUCAACUUCACCAUCGGCGUCGAGGGCGUCGUCUGGUGCAAGGGCUGCCGGUACGCCGGCUACAUCCAGUCCAGGGACACGUCGCCUCUCCGGAACGCGUCGGCGCUGCUGCGGUGCCGGCACGGGCGCCGGGCGCUGUCGGUGUGGGGCGCCACGAACUCGCGCGGCUACUUCCUGAUCCAGACGGGGGCGCAGGCGGCGCCCUUCACCAGCAAAGACUGCAGGAUGUACGUGCCGCGGUCGCCGGCGCGCGGGUGCGCCGUGCCCGCGAGCCCCGCCCGGAUGAAGGGGCUGCCGCUGAGGUUCCGGAGGUUCGUGACGCGACCCGACGGGCUGCAGGGCCGCUACGUGGCCGGCGGCUUCACGUUCGCGCCGCAGGACCGCUCCAAGUGCUGACCGCCUGACGCUCCUACUCCUACUUUUUCACUCAGAAGGGCGCGCGGGGCUGUAAAUAAAUAAAUAAACGCCGUGAAAGCCGAACCCCAACUACUUGUAUCUAUAUCUAUCCUUUUGUGCUACCUUCGUGCCGCUGCAAUGUUGCUCCAUGUUCGAUGUCGGUCGUACUGCAGUCACACACACAGCAUGCCCUCUGCUGCCAGUGCCA
Panicum hallii is the source of this 877-nucleotide messenger RNA. RefSeq names its product non-classical arabinogalactan protein 30-like. The record is from RefSeq and is a predicted model, not a curated record. The transcript is spliced from 2 exons. The coding region runs from base 145 to 669 and encodes 174 amino acids. Lineage: Eukaryota; Viridiplantae; Streptophyta; Magnoliopsida; Poales; Poaceae.